UUUUUUCAGAUUCGGUUUUUGUUUUGUUUUGGGUUUUCUAUUUUUCCCCCAUGCUGCAAUUAUUGGAUAUGGAGUCGCUAUUUUGUGUGUGGAUAUAAUUGCAUUUGUUUGCCAGAAAUUAUUGGGUGUAUAUAAAUCGUUAGCGGAUGCAUUUUUGGUAAUAUUUGUGUUUCUGCCGAUUUCGUUUGUGUGCUGUUCUGAUUUUUUUCUUUUUAUGUUUGAAAGUUGGUUUCGAGUUUGUAGCAUUGAGCAUCUGUGGCUAAGUUGAAGCUUCUGUAGAUCAAGAGAGGAUUACAAGUUCCUUAUUCAGCAAAGAUGGAUUCGAACACGAAGAAAUACAAAGUAUUGCAAUCAAAUUCAGCCGAUUCCAAUGGAUUGGCUCUGCCUCAGACGGCUUUCCCGGAUGAAGUAUUGGAGAAAGUCCUCUCACUGAUAGACUCACACAAGGACAAGAGCUCGGUCUCUCUCGUGUGCAAAGAUUGGUACAACGCUGAGAGAUGGACAAGAUCUAGUAUCUUUAUAGGAAAUUGCUAUUCAGUGUCUCCUGAAAUUGUGGCUCGUAGAUUUUCAAAAAUUAAGAGUGUCAGAAUGAAAGGAAGGCCAAGGUUUUCUGAUUUCAAUAUGAUUCCUCGUGAUUGGGGUGCUAAUAUACACCCGUGGUUAGUCAUGUUUGCCAAGGUUUACCCUUCUCUGGAGGAGCUGAGGCUCAAGAGGAUGACUGUCAAUGAUGAGAGCUUGGAGCUCUUAGCCGAAUCAUUUCCAAGUUUCAAAGCUUUGUCUUUGUCUAGCUGUGAUGGUUUCACCGAAGAAGGGCUUAAAGCCAUUACAAAGCGCUGCAGGAACUUGACUGAGCUCGAAAUACAAGACAGCGUUACAAUGGAUGUGGGCGGGGGUUGGUUGAAUUGCUUCCCGGACAACUUUACCUCACUAGAAGUACUAAAUUUCAGCAGCCUUAGCUGCGAGGUGAGCUUCGAUGCCCUCGAGAGGCUCGUGAGUCGGUGCAGAUCAAUGAGGGUUCUCAAGGUCAACGAAAGCAUUACUACGGACCAAAUGCAGCGCCUUCUCGUGCACGCUCCUAAUUUAACCGAGCUCGGAACCGGCUCCUUCCUGCAAGAACUCACUCCCCGUCAAUACCUGGACGCUGAAAAAGCAUUCAGUAAUUGUAAGAGACUCCGAGUUCUUUCCGGAUUAUGGGACGCCGCUUCCCCGGAUCUCCCUGUUAUUUACGGGGCUUGUGCUGGCCUGACAUUCUUGAACUUGAGCGAUGCAGUUCUUCAAAGCGGCGAGCUCGCAAAGCUCCUCGCUCAGUGCCCGAAUUUACGACGCCUUUGGGUAAUUGAUUCCGUCGAAGACAAGGGGCUCGAGGUUAUCGGAUCGAGCUGUCCCUUGCUCGAAGAGCUCCGAGUCUUCCCGAUCGACCCUUACGAUCAGCAUCACCACCACGGCGUGACCGAGCUGGGAUUUCUUGCCGUAUCUCGCGGGUGCCCGAAACUCCGAUAUGUCCUCUACUUCUGCCGGAGGAUGACCAAUGCUGCGGUCGCAACGAUCGUCCAGAACUGCCCGGAUAUCACCCACUUCCGUCUCUGCAUUAUGAUCCCGCACGAGCCCGAUUAUCUUACGAAGGAGCCCAUGGACGAGGGCUUUGGCGCUGUGGUCAAAACUUGCACGAAACUUCAGAGGCUUUCGGUUUCGGGGCUUCUGACGGAUAAGACGUUCGAGUAUAUUGGUAAGUACGGGAAGCGUGUAGAAACUCUGUCGGUGGCGUUCGCGGGGACGAGCGAUCGGGGGAUGCAGUAUGUUCUCAGGGGUUGUCCGAAGCUGAGGAAGCUGGAGAUUCGGGAUUGCCCGUUCGGGAACACGGCGCUGCUUUCGGGGAUUGAUAAGUAUGAGAACAUGCGGUCGCUGUGGAUGUCGACGUGCCAUGUGACGAUGAAGGGUUGCGCGCUUCUUGCGACGAAGAACCCGAGAUUGAACGUGGAAGUGAUCAGAGACGAGGGUGACGAAGACGAGGUACAGGCGGAUCGGGUUUACGUCUACCGGUCGGUGGCUGGGCCGAGACGCGACGCUCCUCCUUUUGUUCUAACGUUUUGAUCCGUUUUUCGGUAUUUUAUCGAGUGUUAUGACUGACUUGACUGACUGACAAAAAUGGUGGUUGGAGGGUGGCUCUGUAGUUUGGACUGUUUGGAGAUUCUUUUUCUUGGUUAGUGAUGUUGUAAUAAGAGGUGGUUUAAUAAGGAAGGGAGAGGAAUUCGAGUUUUUUUUAUGAUUUAUGGUAUAUUUUACUAAUUUUUAGUAUUUAUUUUUGGAGUAUUGUUGGAAUUUGGAUGUAACGGGAAUAAAUUAGUGUAGUGUGACAGACGAUUCAUUUGAUCAUCCGUUUUUAAAUAUUGCUUUCAUUAUUUUA
Molecule: messenger RNA, 2404 nt
Organism: Andrographis paniculata
Lineage: Eukaryota; Viridiplantae; Streptophyta; Magnoliopsida; Lamiales; Acanthaceae
Product: protein TRANSPORT INHIBITOR RESPONSE 1-like
Exons: 4
Coding region: 316-2091 (591 amino acids)
Biological process (GO): SCF-dependent proteasomal ubiquitin-dependent protein catabolic process
Cellular component (GO): SCF ubiquitin ligase complex
Molecular function (GO): protein binding
Source: RefSeq, a predicted model, not a curated record